Molecule: messenger RNA, 924 nt
Organism: Elaeis guineensis (African oil palm)
Lineage: Eukaryota; Viridiplantae; Streptophyta; Magnoliopsida; Arecales; Arecaceae
Source: RefSeq, a predicted model, not a curated record
AUGUCCGGUCCCAUCGGGAAGGGGAACCGCCGUUCCCGCCAUCCCUUCGGGGAUACCAAACGUCGCGGCCCUCACGCCACGUGGCGUGCGGCCAUUGGGACAGGUUCGGUGGAGCGGAUGGAGGUGACGUGGCACGAUCUGAAGGCAGAUAUGCCGUCGAGGACACGACUGUCGGCAGCCGACAUACGUCAGCACGCCGUGAGGAAGAGGCCGGUGCAAGGCGCCGGGCCGUCGCAGCCUCCCAAGAGGCCCCGUGCGCCUCCGCCGAGCGAACCGACUGGGUCGGAGGCGGAGCCAAUGAUUGCACUGUCAGCGCCGACAGUGCUCGUCGAUGUCCCGUCCGAGGGACCGUCGGUCGAGGGCGCCGCUUCACCCGACAGACGGGCUGCCGAGUCUGCAGAUGGCGCGCCGACCGCUCAGCAGGCUUCGGAAGUUCGGGAGGAGGCCGAGCGACCGACGCACGCUGCCGCCGCACCGUCGGUCGAGACCCGGUUGGGGUCAAGCCUGCCGUCAAUCUCCGACACCAGGGCCUGGGCGUCUAGCCGAGGCAAAGCUCCCAUGGCGUCGGGUGACGAAGGCUUGUCCGUCACCCAGGCCGAUGCGGACAUCGCGAGGGCCGAGGCCGAGUCGGCGAAGGAGGCUCUGAGUCGGGCCGUUGAAGUCUUCCGGGACUCGGAGGAGUACCGAGAAGAACUUCUGGAGAGCGGCUACCUCUCAUAUCGGGUCGGCGAUUUGUUUGAUCAGCCUGAGGAGGAUGACAUGCACCAUGCCAUCAGUGCAACACCUGAAGAAGAGGAGGCGAUUGGACGACUGGAAGCUAUGGGAUUUGAUCAAGCACUUGCCAUUGAAGCAUUCUUGGCCUGUGACAGAAAUGAGCGGAUGGCAGCAAACUAUUUGUUGGAGCAUGCAGGUGAUGAAGAUUGA